GAGAGAUGUUAAAAGACCAAACAGGAUCUCCCUCUCCUAGGUGCUGCUCCCCUUCUUUCACACUCAAGGAACAUUGAAGAGCAGCUCGAUGGCCGGUGAGAAUGCGACACUGCCCGUUGGAAAUUCCAGCAGCUCCUGGCAGACAGAGGCCUCCAGGGGAAUCCAAAUUGCUGUCACUCUGCUUAUUUUCCUGGUGGGCGUGUGUCUGAAUGGGUUGGUGGUCUGGGCUCUUGGACUACGGGGUCGCCGUCAUCUGGUGCGCAGAGGCAGCACUGAGGAAACGCGUGCUGCCAACAGUUUCCGAGUCUACGUCCUGAACCUGGCCCUGGCUGACCUCAUCUUGCUCCUGCGGACUCCUCUCAUGGUGGGCUACCUACUAAAUAAUUUCAGCUGGCCAUUUGGAAAGGCCGUCUGCCACCUGAUAGUAUUCAUGAGAAGUCUGGGUCUCUAUGGCUCAGCUUUCGUGCUUUGUGCUGUGGCUAUGGAGCGUUGCUUGUGUCUGCUCAGGCCUGUGUGGGCUCGACUAAAACGGCCCUCCUGGGCGGUUCCACUGGUCUGUGGACUCAUAUGGCUUGUGGCCUUAAUCUUUGCUGCUCCCUACAUCUACUUUACUGAACUAAAGGGUGUUAAUGGCACCCUUUGGCAGUGCCGGGAGAGCAGGGAUUUCAAUCUAGCAUUAUUUCUGACGGAAACAAUAGCCGGCUUCUUGUUGCCCUUUAUGGUAUUCCUAGGUAGUAACUUGGCUGUUUUUCUCACCAUCAAUAAAGCCCUACCAUCGACACCCACUGGCAAUAACCCAUCAAUGGCGCGAAAGAUGGCCAGGAUGUACCAUGUGCUCUUUGCCACCAUGCUUCUUUUUCUCACCUGCUGGGUCCCCUACUUUGUCUGUCGCUUCAUCCUUGCCCUGGCAGGCAAAGAGUCUUUUUUAUACAAAUCAGCAGGCUAUGCAUCAUACAUCUCGCUAUAUCUAGUUUAUAUCAAAAGCGCUCUUAAUCCUGUGCUUUAUGUGUUUGCUGCCAAAGGCCUCAGCCGUGCCAUCAAAGCCUCACUUGUCUCCACAAUAGAUCGCCUCUUUAACGAUGAAUCCUAUGAGUCCAUACGAAGAAAGUCAAUCAAGAACUCCCAGAUGUAACUUGAGAUGUCGAGAAGUGCUUUAACAGAACAGACAUGGGAAGUGGUGUCCAGCUCUAGCAAGAGAAAAGGUGGUUAAACCCUUGACAGAUAUUCAGUAAAACACAAGGUAACAUGUAGAACUCCCCAACAAGGCCAGCAUAGAGUGUUUAAUCAACCAGGCUAAUGUUUUUGAUUUGUUAAAAAGUAGAAUACCUGGAAAGAAAAAAGGGAAAACCAGGAUUGGAGCCCAUGGCUUUUAUAGCUAAGAACUCUCUUUUGUAUGUCAACCAUAGAACUCUCUGUCUAUGGUUGACCUCCUUUAUUUCUAUAAUCUAUUGUUCUCUCUUUUCCUUCUUCAUAGCGACAUUAGUAUUAUGACUAAAAUUAAAGGAAUGAGUUACUGUAAUGCACUUUAGGUCAAUGAUUUUUCAAUGUGUAUUUGCGAAAGAGAAAUGUGUUUUAGGAAUGUAUAAAAUGUGCUGUGAUAAUGUGUGUUUUUUAACUGUACUGCAAACUUAUUUUGUAGCAGACAUUUUUGCAGGGAGUUCAUCUAAGUGUAGGAUUGAACAAUUUUCGUUCUUUCUUUUAAAUAAAAAAGUAUUGUCUGUGUAUCUAUUCAGUCUGCUCUCCAUACCCAGUUUGGAUGUUGAGUUUUCUUUUUUUUUAUUUUCAAAAAACAAUGUGAAAAAGAUCAAAUGUUGUAGUGAUUGUUCAAGAUAUGCUUUAUGAAUGUAUUACACUGGAGCAGCUAAGGUCUUUUCAGCUGUAUGUAUUAAUGUUUUUAUGCUUCAAAGGAUCAUAUUGGAUGCAUUUUAGAAUUCAAAAUAAAUAGUAAAUGCAAAGUAAAGACCCUCUCUUGUUGCUGUUCUGAAGCUCACCAAUUAAAGCUGGACUUUUCCCACACAUUUAACCCCUAAUGUGAACAGAUAUCAUUCUUCCUCUUCUUCAGUGCAAGGCGAGCUAAUCCAACUUCGCAUUCAUGUUGCGGAUUUUAUUACGGGUAAACACUGGGUAAAAAUAUAGCAGCCUUGCACAAGUUAAGGUGUUUAAGCAAUUCAUUUCAUAACUCCAUAUUGCCAAAACAUUUCCUUAAACUAUCUCUUUUUCUGCAACUGCUUAAUAUAUCUUUAGUAAUUUUCCUACAUAUCAAUAUUUGAUUGUGGUGAAUGAUUUUACCAUAACGCCAGACUGAAAGAAACACCUGGUCAAAGAUGCUCUACAUAGAUGUAUUAUACACAUUUAAACUGAGAAGAAAUUUAAUCUGUUGAAAGUAGAAAUAUAAAACAGGUGCUAGAAGUCAGUUGGAUGAGUAUGCACACCUUUUAAUACUUUCUUGGAGCACAUUUUUAUUUAGUUUCCCCAUUCUUUCUAUCUGCAUCCCACAUCUUGAUAAUGGUAAUAGUUAUUGGGUAAAUGUUAUCAACUGGAAUUCCUUAGACAGAAAAAUUUGAAUUAAUCUGACUGUAUGAUCUGGUGGACUGCAAAGUGCUUUGAGAUUGCAUUUGUUGUGAAUUG
Cyprinodon variegatus (sheepshead minnow) is the source of this 2628-nucleotide messenger RNA. RefSeq names its product C3a anaphylatoxin chemotactic receptor-like. Gene Ontology annotation, molecular function: G protein-coupled receptor activity; complement component C5a receptor activity. The record is from RefSeq and is a predicted model, not a curated record. Gene Ontology annotation, biological process: phospholipase C-activating G protein-coupled receptor signaling pathway; inflammatory response; positive regulation of cytosolic calcium ion concentration. NCBI's taxonomy places the organism in Eukaryota, Metazoa, Chordata, Actinopteri, Cyprinodontiformes, Cyprinodontidae. The coding region runs from base 89 to 1132 and encodes 347 amino acids. The transcript has 3 exons. Gene Ontology annotation, cellular component: plasma membrane.